Messenger RNA from Diversispora eburnea, 488 nucleotides. NCBI's taxonomy places the organism in Eukaryota, Fungi, Glomeromycota, Glomeromycetes, Diversisporales, Diversisporaceae. The record is from the annotation of a GenBank genome assembly.
CUUCUAAACGUAGUGUAGCAGCAAAAUUUAAUAUAGAACCUAAACAAUUAAGAGACUGGCUCAACAAAAAAGAACAACUUUUAUUAACAAAACCACAUAUUAAAAAACUUUCUACUAGUGCAAAACCUCGAUAUCCAAUAUUUGAAAUAGAACUUUUCAAAUGGAUUAAAUCUUUACACUCUAAUCAAAAAGUAGUUUCCCGUUAUAUGAUACAAGAAAAAGCUAAAAUUUUAUCUAGAAAAUUGCAAUAUACUACAAUAUAUCCUAAUAUAUUAGAAUGCAAAUGGGGUAAUAAAUGGUUAGAGAGAUUUAUGUGCCAUUAUAAACUUAGUAAUCGCUGCCGUACAACAAUAGCACAAAGUUUAAUUGGAAAUAUGGAUGAAACACCCCUGACUUUUGAUAUGCCUAGCAAUAUGACAGUAGAAGAAACAGGUUCUAGAACAGUUAGCAUACAUACUACAGGGCACGAAAAAUCAAAUUUUACUGUG